CGAGGUGUGAUCAAGGGAACUGGUGAUGACCAUGCUGGUGUCACACUAGAUGAUGGCAGUGCUAGCGAUUGGUAUGGAGAUAACGCACUGGAGGCUGCACGCGGCAAGAGUCGUCCCGAUCAAUCGCCACCGCUUCAUCACAUCCGCGUCACUCGAGAUUCAGCGGCUGAGAAUGAGCUCAGGGGACUGAUGGCGUUCUUUGAGGAAACUGGCGGCCAUCAAGGCCGCUGGUUGAACGCAACCGGCUGGGGUGAGAGUCAGGAUCCUUGUGAUGGGUCAUGGUUCGGCGUGGCAUGCACUGUCCUUGAUGAUCAGCUGUGGCAUGUCGUCGGCCUCCGCCUCUUCAACAACACUAUGGCUGGCAAGGUGGACUGGCAGUCCAUGGCUGCUGAUCUGCCGUACAUGGCAUUUCUUCUUGUUGCUAACAACUCGUUGGUCUCGCUCGACGGCAUCGACGAGUUUGCCUUUCUCAACACUUUUGAUGGCCAGCUCAACCCGUGGGACUCGGAGCUGCCCGCCAUCGGCAGUCUGCAGUUCAUCGUCGACUUUGACGUCUCGUACUCGACAGUCCGCGGAAGCAUCCCGCCGCUCGGUGCGCUGCCGUAUCUCAAGUACUUUUCCAUGUCGUACAACGACAUCUCGGGUACCAUCCCGGACCUUAGUCAGCUCCCGCGGCUGGAGACGCUUACGCUCGACGCCAACAAUCUGACAGGCACCCUGCCUGACUUUGGCGCGAAUAGCAAGCUGUACAUGGUGGCGCUGCAGAACAACUUUCUCACGGGUACCCUGCCCGCCAACCUCUUUGUACAUCCGUCGAUGUCACUCUUUCUCGCCUCCAACAACUCGCUCACAGGCACUAUCCCGCCGUUUGCCCCAGACUCGAAACUCUCAUUCGUCUUGCUCUCCAAUAACGAGCUCACAGGCACGCUUCCGGCGCUCCCGGCCAAUCUGGCUAACAUUGCCGUGACCUCAUGCGGGCUUACCGGCGCCAUUCCAGACUUUCCGCCGCUCCUCAACACUAUCUCACUCGCCGAAAACGGGUUCACAGGCACCAUCCCGCCCGUCGGCCACACCCAGCUCGCGUUCCUAGAUCUGCGCGACAACCAGCUCUCGGGCAGCCUUCCGCAGCUUGAUCACAUCGCAGAUUCGCUCGUCACACUCAUUGUUGCGAACAACAGGCUCUCGGGCAGCCUCCCACCUGCGCUCGAUCUGCCCAAGCUUCAGGUCUUCUGGACUCGCGCCAACCGGUUCUCGGGUGCUGUCCCUGACGUCACCAACGCGAUCUCGCUCAUUUCGCUCGACGUCUCGUCCAACGCCCUCUCUGGCGAGUACCCAAGCUCGACGACGCUCCAGUUUGCCUCGUUUCGCGGCAACGCCUUUUCGCACGCGCGCCUCGAUCUCUACCACAAGCUCCCAGCACUGACUGGCCUCGAUGUCUCAUUCAACGACUUUGGCGGCCAGCCGUGGGUUGAGAUUCUCGCCGACAUGAGCGGCAUCACGUUUCUCUCGCGCGGAACAAGCCGGUUUGGAACGCCAACAACGUACAUCAAGCUUGGCCUGCUCAAGAUGGAUCAAUGCAACGUGACCGGCGCCUUUGUCGACGGGCCCAUCUUUGAGUAUGCCCCGCAGCUUAUGUACUUGAGCCUGGAGAACAACGCGCUGACCGGUGAGCUGCCCUCGUUCAUCAUUCCCAACAACAUGAUGUUCCUCUCGCUCGCGGGCAACAGAGCGAUCCGGAGCACGCUUCCUCGCUCGUUUGCACCGGCGCUCGGCGGUCCACUCGGAUACCUCGACCUCUCGGGAACUCAAGUGUACUCGCGACUGGCGUACACGAAUCGCCUUCUCCCGCCGCUUCCCAACUUUAUCUCCACCGCCGAGACAACCGAGUACUUUCCUGGGGGCAAAGAGGUCUCGCCGGCCCCGUAUCGCUGCCCAGACCUGACCGCUACCCAUGAGCCGUCGGCCCACAUCUCUAUUUCACCCGCGUUUUACGACUAUGCGCUCUGCUUGUGUGCUCGCGGCUACUUCGGCCUUGUCAAUGGCAAUCCGCCGUGCCGAUCGACCAACGACAUCUGCCUCCUCUCGCCCGGCGGCUCCGACACCUGCAUCGAGGAGCUGACGGCGACCCAGGUUCGGAUUGCCCGCGGCCACUGGCCCACGGUCACCGAGUCCGGCCAGCAGCUCUACGUGCUACCGUGUGAGAACGUCGAGUACGGGACAGCCCACUGCAAUGUCGACGGGGAAGCGGUCUGCCACAUUUAUCGCACCACGGGCACAGUCGAGUGCUCCGCUGAUGCCCUCUGCGCGUCCGGCUACCGCGACCGACUCUGUACCCGGUGCGACGACGGUUGGUAUGCCAACACCGCCGGUGAGUGCAUCGAGUGCAACAAGGCGUUUACUACGCUCUUUGUGGCUGUCGCUGUCCUCGUCCUCGCUGUCAUGAUUGUCGUUGUCUGCGGGCGAUCCGCUCAGAGCGUCGACCCGCAAAGCGGCUCUCGCGCCGAGGAUGGGCUUCACAGCAGCGUCAACAGCAUCGAUGCUGCCAGCCCUCUGAUGGGCGCAGCCGAGCGGCAUGGUAGCGUGGCGUGGCCAGUCACCUGGCGAACGAUGCUCGGGCUGAUGUGGCCGUACCUGGCGCUCUCGCUCAGCGAGGUCCUCCUCUUCGUGGUGCUCUUCACCAUCGACGCCUCGUCGAUGGAGGACGUAUUCUUGGUCCUGCUUGCGCUCCUCUUUGUCACGCUUUACCUCGCGUCGGCCAAGUAUCAGGAGCUCCGCAAGGCGGCCGGAGAAGCAGUCGCUCGGCCGAUGCUCGGGACUGAGGACGGGCUGGCGAGCCUCGCGGGGCUCUUCAAGUCGUUCCUUGUCUUUAUCCAGACCACCGAGCUUUUGCUCGGCUCGACCUUUGCGUGGCCGGCGACGCUUGUGGCGCUCCGGCGGCAGCUCUCGACGGUCGGGAUCCGGGCGGAGGGCCUGGAGUGCUUUUCGUCGGCGUUUGAGUACAACGGCAAGUACCUGGUUGUCGUCUCGCUUCCGCUCGGCUUUGCACUUGUGCUCAGCGUGCUUGGAGUGUGCCGCAUCGCGGUAGCCUGGCUGACCAGCCGCGACAAGGACACCGUCACGGCCGUGGCCAGCCAGACCUGGGAUCGAGUUCUCUCUGCGGUUGUAUUUGUCUUUUACGUGGUGUUUAUGGAACUGACAACGGUCUCGCUCGAGCGGUUUACCUGCCUUCCGGAUCCUGUGCCGGGCUCGACCAAACGGUUCUCAGCGACCGAGCCUUGGGUCGAGUGUGUUUGGGAUGGGUGGAUGUUCAUGUCUCUCGGGUGGCUAGUGGUGUACGGUGUCGCCAUGACGUGCCUGGUGGCGUAUCUAUGGCGGCACCGCGCAGCCAUCGUGACGCCCGAGACUGUGGGACACGCCGCGGUGGAGCAGUUUGAGGUGCGCUUCGGCUUUGUGUACGAGACGUUCCGGGCGCGGGCGUGGUACUUUGACGUUGCGAUCCUUGGGCGGCGGCUUGCACUUGCUGCGCUGGUCUCGCUCGUCCACGCUGGCUCGCCAUUUCUUCCGCUGAGCGUGGUGGCUGUCUUGGGCUCUGCCUCCUGGCUGCAAGGUGCAGUGCGGCCGUUCACCACCAGCGCCAACAACGCGCUUGAGCAGGCAAGCAUCUCGCUGACGCUCUUCUCGUACGUUGGCGGCAUCGUGCUCGCCAACGAGGCUGCCAAUGCCAGCAGCUCAGCGUGGGACGCCCAAGCGGUGGCUUGGGGUCUGGUGGUGAUCAACGGCACUAUGUGUGCCAUCUACGUCGGGAGCAUGGCUCUCAUCCUGGUUCACUCGCUGAGCUCCCGUGCCGCACGCGCCGCUGCCGCUGAGCUGCUCGCCAAAGACGACAACAACAACAACAACGACAACAACGACAACAGCAACAACAGCAACGACCACGACGGCGACGGCGACGGCGACGGCGACGACGGCGACAUGGCGGGGCAGGACGAGAACGUGGACGGCUCUGGAAGCGACAUGAGCGAGAGCAACAAACUGGUUGAGGAGGAGGCAGAGGAGGUUAUGGCCGACGACUCGGUGGGCAACUCGGUCGUGAGCACCAACUCGGUCGACGCAAACUCGGUCGAUGACGCCGACGACGCAGACGCAGACGCAUACUCGGUCGACGACGCCGUCGCAGACGCAGACGCAGACGCAGACGCAGAUGCAGAUGCUGACGCAGAUGCAGACGCAAAAUCGGCCGAGAACACAGACAUCAACUCGGUCGAGAACACAGACGUUAGCUCGGAUCACGUGCACAGCGCCAAUGACGACGACCGUGCCCAGUCGGCCCCGGGUGCCAUGCGUGACGGGAACAAGGCGCUCGAGGUGGCGGCGACGGUGUUGCGAGGCGGUGAGCGGGUGGCCAUCACGAAUGACGAGGUGUCGGUCAUGGUAGAGCGCGAGAUGGCGGUCGAGGCCGAGGCGCUCCUUCCGCCAGCUACCCUCUCGGUUCUUGUCCUCCCCGCAGGCUACUCUUGCCGGUUUGUCGUCGGCGUUGGCUCGCGGGUUGCCGAGGUCAAAGCCAUGCUCCGCCAGGAGCUCGAUCUCGGCGCUGCCGAGCUGACCCUGGCCUACGGCGGCGAGUCGCUCCCCAACGCCGCAACGCUCUCUGAGGUCGGCAUCGAGCCCAACUCGACACCGCAGGUCGCGCUCACCGUUCUCGCCGUCCCGGUGGUGGAUCCUGCCGCCGCCGCAAGCAACGAUGAGCCGACGGCGCACUGCCCAAUCGACCGCUCGAUGGUGGCCCGCAAGCCGUUCCUCGGCGGCUUCCGCCACCGCAUCACCGGUGUCGAGUUCCACAACGCUUCGACGCAGGUCGAUGGGCCGAGCGAGGAACAGGUGUACAAAGAGCCGUCGGUCAAGUUCUCGCGUGAAACUCAGACCGUCAAGGUGGUGAGCCACGGGACGCAGUCGCAGCGCGAGGCCGGGACCCAGAUGACGACGUCGUCGGUGUAUGUCGACGACCGCAACGAUCGCGUCCUCACCCGCGGCAAGUACGUGACCGCCGACGAGGUCGUCCAGAUGCGCAUCGAGUAUGCAACCAAGAUCCAGUCGUACGUCCGCGGCUUCUUUGCCCGCAAGCUCGCCCGCAAGCUCCGCGCCGAGCUCGAGGAGCGCCGCCAAAUCAUUGCCGCCCGGGAGGCUGAGCGCCUCCGCGAGGCCGAGAUCGUCCGCCAGGUUGAGAUCGAACGCCGCAUGCACCCGCGGACCGCCAAGGACUUUGAGCUGCUGUACAACGAGCUCGAGGCCUGGCGCCUCGCAGAAAUCGCAAAAAUCAACGCCACCGAGCUCACUCCUGACCAGCGCCAGCGCGCCAUGUCCGACCUCCUCGCCAAGGAGACCAAGCUACUGCAGACCAUCGACCGGCUGCGGAACACUGCAAACAUCGAGAACCGCGAGGCCCGUAUCGACGCAACGCUCUCGCUCAUGGCAAAGCCCAAGCUCUGGGGCCUCUCUGACGGCUCCGUCGCCUCGGUCCACACCCCGUUCACCAUCCGCGCCAAGGAGCUCGGCGACCUGUACCAUGGCCUUGGCCUCACACACCUCACCCUUGACGAACGCCUCGAUGUGCUACUCCACGUCAAGUGGACCGUCAAGGAGUUCGAUUGCGACCUCACCCGCGACAUUGUCGAGCUCAUCGACCGCGAGGCCGACCUCCUCAACCGCGGCCGCUCGCCGGCCUCGCUCGCCGGCCUCCGAAAGCGUCUCCUCAACCUCUUCCUUCAGUUUAUCGAGACGCCCGAGUUCAAUCCUGAGUCUGCCCGCUUCCAGCGCGUGCCCGAGGGCCUACUCAAGCGGCCCAACGUGGUGCCCGACGCGCCGUCGCGGUCGUCGCGUGCCUCAUCGCGCGCCUCGCGCGCCUCUUCGCGCAACAAGUCACGUCCCACCUCGCGCCCCACUUCGCGCACCUCGCGCGCCUCGUCACGCGCCUCGCGCACAGGCUCCACUCCAGCCACGACCACGCCGUUUACAGACCGCGGGCCACGGCCCGAGUCGCGCUCAGAAGUGGACAUAUUUGCCGACCUCAAGGCCGCGCUCGCCGACGGAACGCUCCCGUGCGCGGCGCCGACGCUGGACGACGUCUCCUCGCUCGCCGACUCGGGCUUUGUCGUCGACGGUACGCUCCCCAACGUCUUUGUCGACUUUUCGGUCGCGGGCGUCUUCUCGGACGUCCUCGACAUCAGCUCGGCGCUCGCCGGCGCGUUCGCGUCGCGCGACAUGCUCGUCCUUGACAAGGUUCUCACGAUGCUCAGAGUCAACGCGCAGUUGGCGCGUGGCGAUAAGGCGUGCGCACGGCGCCCGUCGCCGAAGCGCGCCAAGUACGGGCAGCAGAAGGGCUCGACGGCGCCCGAGUUUGCCGAGAAGAAGCUCCCCCGCGAGCUCGCACCCUUCUCGCUGGCCAACUGCCUGGUCGUCAUCGCCGGCGAUUACAAGCCCAAGCCCAACGACCACCGACGGGUGUCGAUUGCCGACAUCGUCGCCUCGCUCAUCGCCAAGGGCGACCCCAAGCUCUCGACCAAGUUCACCGAGUGGGGCACGAGCAAGGCGGUCGUCGGCCUCGGCGAGGACGUCGAGCACCCGAUACUCCUCGCGCGCUUCCGCCUCAUGUCCUCGCUCCUCAUGUCGGCAUCGGCCACGCCGACCGGCAAGCUCGUCCGUCGCAAGAAGAUCCACAACGUCCUCGCGCUCUCCCGUCCGGCCGCUGUGUUCAACUCACUGAUGGUCUCCUUCCCGGUCGUCGGUACGGCACCUCGCGCGCCGCCCAUGCUCCCAGGCGUCCGUCACCGCGACGGCAACUCGGGCAUCUUUCAGGCAGGGGUCUACGUGUCGGCCGCCAUCACGUGCGGGCGCGCCUCCCACCUCAAGCCGCAGGCCAAGCAGGCGUGA
Molecule: messenger RNA, 6927 nt
Organism: Thecamonas trahens ATCC 50062
Lineage: Eukaryota; Apusomonadida; Apusomonadidae
Exons: 4
Coding region: 190-6927 (2245 amino acids)
Molecular function (GO): protein binding
Source: RefSeq, a predicted model, not a curated record